Messenger RNA from Anisakis simplex (herring worm), 1110 nucleotides. Lineage: Eukaryota; Metazoa; Nematoda; Chromadorea; Rhabditida; Anisakidae. The record is from the annotation of a GenBank genome assembly.
AUGGCGAAAGGCUCUGAGAAAGAGCACUUUGAUGUGAACACAAUAAUCAACUGUAAGAAGAAAAAGGGUGAUGGUCUUCAAGGAGGUGACGACGACGAUCAACGACGGAAUUUCAAAGCGUUCGGCUCAUUCGAGCCCGUGAUUCACUACCUGGCCGGAUUGGCCUCAGGUGUGGCGGGUGCGUUGGCCGGUCAUCCACUUGACACCGUCAAAGUGCGUUUGCAGACCCAAAGCCAACUGGAGCAGUUGGACGCUCGAUAUCGUGGUACUUGGCACUGCUUGUUCACUAUGUUCAAGAAGGAAGGCACCCGUGCGCUCUUCAAAGGUCUUUCGAGUCCGUUACUGAGUCUUACUGUAAUCAAUUCGAUUGCAUUCGGCACUUACGGUAAUACACUGAAACUGUUCAACGAUCAACGCUCACUGACAACGCAUCUGAUAGCCGGAGGUGUGGCAGGUCUUGCGCAAACAAUUGUGAUCUCACCAACUGAACUGUUGAAGUUGCGAAUGCAAGUGCAAAUCGAGGGAACCAAAAAAGAGUACAGUUCACCGAUUGAUUGUAUUCGCAAGCUGACACGUCGAUACGGUGUGCUGCAUCUGUAUCGAGGCAUGCAAGCGACGAUUUUUCGCGAUAUCCCAUCGUACGGUGUCUGGUUUGCGGCUUACGAUCGUAUCGGCCGAUCGAUGAGUGACGAUGAUCGUUUGGAGUCACUGAACGCGAAUGGUCUGUUGAUUGCCGGUGGCAUUGCCGGCGUACUGUCUUGGUUGGUCAACUAUCCGGUUGAUGUGAUCAAGACGAAAUUUCAAUCGGACGAUAAAUUCAAAACGUACGCGGAAACGGUUCGAUUUACGUAUCGCACCGAAGGCUAUCGUGGCUUUUUCGCCGGUCUCAAUUCCACUCUGAUACGGGCGUUUCCGGCGAAUGCUGCGAUCUUCUUUGCGGCAGAAUGGACUUAUCGAUUCUUUGGCAAGAUACAAGAUAUGAUACUGGAGAGGCGGAAACGUCGACAGCAAAAAGAAUUGCGAGUGAAGGUUGGCACCUGCAUUCGAAAAAAGUCAACAGUGACCGAAUCGAAAUUUAGAUGCUGGCCGCUUGGUUGUACGCAGGCCUGA